CCUAAGUAUGGCCCAGAAGGCCACGGAAUGUCCGCCAGAGGAAACCCUGUCGCUCUGGAAACGGGAACAAGCCAGGCUGAAGGCGCUCGUAGUGGAACGUGACACCGAGGCCUGGCAGCAGGACCCCACCUUCUCCGGCCUGCAGAGGGUCGGGGGUGUGGACGUGUCCUUCGUAAAAGGGGAUAGUACCCAGGCCUGCGCUUCCCUGGUGGUGCUGAGCUACCCAGAGCUCAAGGUGGUAUAUGAGGACAGCCGCAUGGUUGGCCUGAAGACCCCUUAUGUGUCAGGCUUCCUGGCCUUCCGAGAGGUGCCCUUCCUGGUAGAGUUGGUACAGCAGCUGCAGGAGAAGGAUCCAAGCCUCAUGCCCCAGGUCCUUCUUGUGGAUGGAAACGGGGUGCUUCACCAGCGAGGCUUUGGGGUGGCCUGCCACCUUGGUGUCCUUACAGAGCUGCCCUGCAUUGGGGUGGCCAAGAAGCUCCUGCAGGUGGACGGGCUGGAGAAUGAUGCUCUGCACAAGGAGAAGAUUGUGCUCCUGCAGGCUGGGGGAGACACAUUUCCUCUGGUGGGCAACUCUGGGACUGUCCUAGGAAUGGCCCUGAAGAGCCAUGACCGCAGCACCAAUCCCCUCUAUGUCUCUGUGGGACACAGAGUAAGCCUGGAGGUCGCUGUACGCCUGACCCACUGUUGCUGUAGGUUCCGGGUCCCAGAACCUAUACGCCAGAGCUCCCUCCUGACAAUUCCACUUCCCCAAAGUUCUCCAAGGAGGGACUGGUGCCUGUCUCUAGGGUCUGCCUUCCCUCUGCUCUGGUACGUACCCAGACUCUAGUACAAGCCAGUAGGGCUAUUGGUUUUAGGCCCUGCUGCCUUCCUUGCACCAGGUCUAGGCCCUGCCCAUCAGGACAGCCCACUGCCCAUGGCCUACUUCCCUUGGCUGAGGAGAAGCUGUUUUCAGGAUUAGCUGUUGCUCUCAGUGAGUCAUGAUCCCAAAGCUAAGCUAAACCCAUCUGAGCUGGGAUCAGGGGCUUCCUGAGGCCAGGCACCUAGAGGUGGCAGCGUGGGGGUGGGGGUAUAUCAGCUCUGAGUCCCACCCCGUCCCUGCCUGUGGCCCACAAGCCCUUUUUAAUUGUGAUAACUUGCCAAACUUUCUGGAGGUGGGCAAGUGUUGGUUACACUUGACACCCAUCAGAGGGACAGCCAGAGAUGAUAGACACCUGGCCUGUGGAUCAGAGGAGAGGUCUGGGCAGCAUGGAGAAGCUGGAGCUCUGGACCCAGGUUUCACCAGGUCAGCCAGCUAUGCUGGGAGGAGCCAGGGUCCUCAGCCUAUUCACCUCAGCCCUAUGGCUCCGGCAUCUCUGUGAGCUGCACACUUGUGGGACUAUGUCCCCAAAGGACACGAUAGCCUGUGUGGGCUGCCUCUGGAAGGGUAUAAAGUGGUUCCAGGCUGGCCACAGCUGUGUGUCUUUCAGGCUGACAUCCGCUCUCGAGAGUACAUCCGAAGGACUCUAGGACACUCUGGGUCUCCUGCACAAAAGAA
This is a messenger RNA of Psammomys obesus (fat sand rat), 1534 nucleotides long. RefSeq names its product endonuclease V (gene Endov). Gene Ontology annotation, cellular component: cytoplasm; nucleolus. The transcript has 8 exons. The record is from RefSeq and is a predicted model, not a curated record. Bases 8 to 826 code for a protein of 272 amino acids. Gene Ontology annotation, molecular function: RNA endonuclease activity producing 5'-phosphomonoesters, hydrolytic mechanism; single-stranded RNA binding. NCBI's taxonomy places the organism in Eukaryota, Metazoa, Chordata, Mammalia, Rodentia, Muridae. Gene Ontology annotation, biological process: DNA repair.